Messenger RNA from Solanum pennellii, 1697 nucleotides. Its product is annotated as transmembrane protein 128. The record is from RefSeq and is a predicted model, not a curated record. The transcript has 4 exons. Bases 808 to 1374 code for a protein of 188 amino acids. NCBI's taxonomy places the organism in Eukaryota, Viridiplantae, Streptophyta, Magnoliopsida, Solanales, Solanaceae.
CAAACUUUUUUUUAAAAAUAUUUACUCCACAUAUAACGAAGAUUAAGGUUUUAAUCAAGACUUCAUACCUAAAGGUACAAUUCAAGAAACGAAUCUGGCAUUACCAACUGUCAAUUUCUUCACUACUCAUCAGUUUAUAUGCACAGAUCUCUCUAAAAAUAGCAAAAAAGCUCUAAAAAAACCCAUUCAUGGCCUUUUUUGUUGUCAUUAUUAGCAACACUUGUUGUGUUUAACCGUUGCUGUUGUGCUUAUUUGUAUUGAAUUCUUCAUUGAUUACUCUAAUCUGAAAAAAAACUGAAGUUUUACGUUUUGGGUAUUCGAGAAUUCUACUUUUUUUUUUGCUGGGGUCGAAGAUUUUGAGGCCAUUGAUGUGGGUUCUUGAUUUAUUGGGUAUUCAUGAAUUGGGGUGUCAGAAAGUUGUGAUCUUUGAUUUGGGGUUGUGAGUAUUUUGAGUUUUAUGAUGAGGUUUUAGAGAAUUUUGAGUUUUUUUAUAUGGGUUUUACAGUUUGGAUGAUAUAGUUGAGUUUUUGAUUCAACUGGGCAUGUAGGGUGUUAGGUGAAUGAGCUGCAAUUUGGUAACUGAAGAGACACAGUUACUUUUUGUUGUUAGAUAGUUUACAUUGUUUGAUUCUUUUUACAAGUGAAUUGGGGUUUGGAUAUUUGUUAGGAGUUUGUAGAGAAUUUGGAAUUAUUGGUUGGCUGUAGCUGACUUGUUUGGUUGGUUUCAGCUAAAUAACUUCAAGGAGUUAGAAAGGAGUUGUAUACAGAAAUUUGUUGAUUUUUUUGCUUUAGAACAAUUUUGUUAAUAUGUCUGGUGGAACACCUGCUGGUAGCGGUAGAUAUGUGAGGCAGAGGCUUAGUCAAGGAUAUGGUUCGAGUGGCGAUGAUCUUGAGGAUGAUGCUUGUUCUAGAUUUGUAUCACAAUCACAUUCACUUCCCAGGACAAGAACAUGGACUGAGGUUUUAGAGAAUUUUCUUUGGAUUGCUUCUGCAAUAUUCAUUGUAUACUAUGGUGAUCGGCAUCAUAAUUUGAUUUUCCUUUUGUGGCAUGAUGAUCGAAUUAGGAGAUUACCACUUUACUUUGGGAUGUUUGGUGUUGGUUUUAAUGUUCUAUUUUUCAUCCACACAAGUAUGUUGGCUUUGGGUGUCCGGAAGUCCUAUGAGAAGUGGGAGGUUUCCAGUACAGCUGCACUUCCCUACAUCACUGCGCUUGGGAUCCUGUCUUUCCUCUUGUUCUGUUUUGCUCUGUGGCCUAUAUGGAGCUUGUUGACCCUUCCACUUGUGUUCACUCUAUUCAUGGCUUGCAUGGUUAUACUGCCAUAUUUGGUUCUCAGGAGAUUCAAGCUACAAACUGAUUUGUUUCGUACAGAUUAGAUACGGUGUGUUAACAAGCAUAGUUUUACAUCUCACUGACUUAGCUGAAGGCGUAUAGGAGUUAUGAACGAAUCAGAUCAAUUCAGUUGUUCAAAGUUCGGUUUUUUGAACAAAUAGUUUUGAGUGAAGUAAAUAUUUGUAAGUUUUGAUAGUGUUUCGGAAGUGCAUUGGAUUGUAAAAGUUUUUGCAACAUUCAUGCUGACCAAGAGUGAAAUUGUUCCCCUCAUGAACUAAGCAACAUUGUAAUGGCUUUCCACUUUUUUCUUCCUUGAUGAUUGAGAAAUUUUCAAGAGCCUGUGAAGUGCAGUUCAAUAUUUGGUGUA